CAAGCGCACUCAACGACUCAGUUGUAUAAAUACUUACUUACAUCAAAGCUAAAUUCUCUCAAGAAACAAAGCAAAAGAGAGAACAAAGGGAAAAACAUAUUCCCCUCUCUUUAGAUUCUCAGUUUCUUUUCAUGAAUCUAACCCCAAUUGGUCUCUUACCCUAAUAGAGAUCUGAAGAAAGAACAGCUCAAAACCUCUGUUUCUUCUUUCUCUAAGGGUUUUUUCUUCUUAUUAGGCUAUCACCACGGCAAUGGAUUCGUUUACUACUCAGAAAACUAAACCAAGAAAGAUGAAGAGGCUUGCGAAGAAGUCUCGUGUUCAGAUACUCUUUGAUCUAUUUUUCCGGGCGAUGGAGAUAAUCGUGGUUUUGGUAACAGUAGCUAAGCUCUGUUAUGAGCUCGUUAUCACGUUUCAGGACUCUGGUGUAGCAGCAGUUAUACUCGCAAACCGCAGUCUUGCGUUCGCUGUAGGAAACGCUAUAGUCAUCGCUCUGAUUGCUAAAUCCGGUCUUCUCUUGAAUCAAGAACUUGAUCCCAAGUGCAAAAGAAACGAUCUUUACGAGGAGUUUGUUCGGGAGAGCUCAAGGAGAGACGGAGGAAUCUCACGAGCAGAGGUCAGAGAAAUACAGAGUGAAGCAGAGAACAAGGCUAAACAGAAUAUCACCGAGAACAAAGUAAAAGAGAACGAAGAGAAACAGAGCAAAUCUGAGAAGAAGACGAAACAGAUCAUCAUUUAUGAGAAAGGAGUGAAACAGAGCAAACCUGAGAAGUUGACAAAACAGAUCAUCUCAGUGAACAGAGAGAAACAGAGUGUCGUAGUUGAGCAUGAGGACAUAACUGUGGAGAUGGAGAAACAGAAUUUGACUGAGAAGAGACGAAGUCAGAAUUACCAACGAAGCCAGUCGGAGAAUCUUAAGGGUUUGGAGAAGAGUUCUUGUGGAAAGUUGAAGAGAUCGGAGACGGAUGUAUCUUCUGAAAGAUUUGAUUCCGAUGAUGAACUCCGAUACAAGAUCGAGUCUUUCAUUGCAAGGCAGAGAAGGAAUCAAAAUGAUGAUUAGGUUUUGUAUAAUUUAGAUUUUAAAAUACAAAAAAUAAGCAAAAAAAAGAAAAAAAAGAAAAAGAAAAAGACAGUGGUUUAUGCAAAAUAGCAUUCACGUAUAUAUUUAAGUGUUUGUUAUGUCAUAAAUAUUUCUUUCGCUUUUUUUUCUCUGUUUUGUUUCUUUGUAUAAUUUUUGGUAGUUCUGUUAUCUUUGUUCUACAUAUGUUUUUACACCACUUGUGGUGUUGUGAUCUUCAAAUAUUCAUUUUGGAAGAAUACUUAUCCGUUACAAUUA
Camelina sativa (false flax) is the source of this 1333-nucleotide messenger RNA. RefSeq lists its product as uncharacterized. The record is from RefSeq and is a predicted model, not a curated record. Lineage: Eukaryota; Viridiplantae; Streptophyta; Magnoliopsida; Brassicales; Brassicaceae.